AUUUCAAAAUAUAAAAUACCAAAAAAAUAUAUUUGUUAAAGAGAUUUUUGCAUAUAGUGAGGGGGGGAAUAUGGCGCAAAUGCAACGAGAACCUGUAGAGUCCGUCACCAAGGAGACGACGGAGAAGAAGAUAUUAGACGGAGGAUCUUCUGCCUCUAAGGCGUCAUCGUUCAAAUUCAACGCUCAGGCACCGGAAUUCGUACCGCGAUCACACGCCACCGCACUAACACCGCAGGUUUCUCCGAUCUCCGGCUACUUCUAUCCUUGCUUCCACUACAACGAACUCUCCAUAGGAGGAUGCAGCGGCGGCGGAGGAGUUACCGGCGGUUCUCAGUCGUCGGACUGGAUCUUCGUCGGAGGAGGAGAUCCCGUUCAUCAUCAAAAUAUUCAUGAUCCCACGGCUGCGUUUUACGUUUCUAAUCCGGUGGUUCAGUUUCCGGCAAAUCAGAACUUGUCUUCUUCGUCAAAGAGCUUGCUCUCCGACGAUCUCCGCCUUAAGAUCGUCAAACAGGUUGAGUACCAGUUCACGGACAUGAGUCUCCUAGCCAAUGAGUCCAUCUCAAAGCACAUAAACAAAGACCCUGAAGGUUAUGUGCCAAUAUCUUAUAUUGCUUCGACCAAGAAGAUCAAGGCUUUGACAAGUCAUCACCACUUAGUUGCAUUGGCUCUACGCUCCUCUUCUAAGCUCGUUGUGAGUGAAGACAACAAGAAAGUCAAGCGUAAAAUUCCAUUUACUGACAGAGACAGAGAAGAAUUACAGGGCCGGACUGUUGUUGUAGAAAAUUUGCCAGAUGAUCACUCUUACCAGAACCUAGAGAAGAUCUUUGGAGUUGUUGGAAACGUUACGGCCAUUCGAAUCUGUCAUCCUCCAGAAUCCAACACCUCACGUCCAAAAGGAGAUUUCUUGAUGAGCAACAAAAUUCACGCACUUAUCGAGUAUGACCACACUGUUGUCGCGGAUAAAGCUGUAGAGAAGCUGAACGACGAAAGAAACUGGAGGAAAGGACUUCGUGUUAGGCUGCUUCUUAGAUGCUCGCCAAAAUCAGUUCUCAAGAACAGAAGAAACUUCGAUGGCAUCCUAAUCGAUGAUGAAUACCCUUCUUAUGAAUCAGGAGAAGACUCUCCACGUCUCCACUUAACCGAACAACAGCUUGAUAACGACGGUGAUGAAAACAAUAUUGGUGGACUAUGGGGAAAAGGGAGAGGAAAAGGACGGGGACGAUCUCCAAGAAGCUAUGCACUAGGAGGAGGAGGAGGAGGACAUAGCUUCGGGAUCGGGCUCGGGCUUGGACUCAGCAUCGGCUCGAUGUCACGGAGCCUCGGCCUCCAUGAAUCUUCAUCUCCCAAAACAGCUACAAAGGGACCAAGAAUGCCUGAUGGAACCAGAGGGUUCACUAUGGGACGUGGCAAAACCUUCUAUCUCACUCUCACCUAACAAUCUCUAAAUCAUUCCCUACCAACGACGACUAUUAUAGUAUUAUUCAUUAUUAUUACAGAGGCAAAAGCUAUAAAAUUAACCAAAUAAUACGUGUGGCUUUGUUAUGGGUUCACAUAAGUAAGGACAUGACUUUGGGAUAGUGUAUGGAACUAUCAAGGCAUGGUGAAUUUUUUGAGGGUUCUUCUUACUUCUUUAUACUUUUUUUAAUCCUCCAGUGUUCUUUUGUGUGUUUUGAUAUAUUUAUU
This is a messenger RNA of Brassica oleracea var. oleracea, 1683 nucleotides long. Its product is annotated as la-related protein 6C-like. NCBI's taxonomy places the organism in Eukaryota, Viridiplantae, Streptophyta, Magnoliopsida, Brassicales, Brassicaceae. The coding region runs from base 71 to 1435 and encodes 454 amino acids. Gene Ontology annotation, molecular function: mRNA binding. The record is from RefSeq and is a predicted model, not a curated record. Gene Ontology annotation, biological process: RNA processing. Gene Ontology annotation, cellular component: nucleus. The transcript is spliced from 10 exons.